GGUUUUGUUGUGCUUGCUGAUUCCCAUAGAAGGCAAACUGGAUAUGCCGAUAUUACUGAAUACUUACAUUACAAUUAUGAAAAAUUUCCGAGAGAUUUGUCCGCCUCCAGCUCCGUUGACCUUUACAGAAUCAUUUGUCUCUCAUUGUCUUAAAAAAAAUAUAAACUAAGCACAUAUGGUAACUUGAAAUCAUCUCUAGGUUCCACAAUUUUAGAUUGGACUGCAAAAACCUAGCAACGGCUUCUAUCUACAUUUUUAUUUUAUUUUUGUGGAUUUUACUUUUAGUACAUUCUUGUUGAUUGAUUGUGAGUAUUGGUUGAUUGUCAUAACUUUGUAAUCUUUCACUACUUUGUAUUAAACAGAGCCACUCAAUUCUUAAGAAAGCGAUUCAAUGAAAAUUCACGAGACCUGACUUUGACUUUUGUGUAAGAAUGAAAAACUAUAUAAUUCACAUAAACUAAUUAGUACUGCUUUAAUAAUAGUUUAAUAGCACGUAGUACAUUCUAGGAUUAGAUCAUCUGGCCAUUGAAUUCUUCUUAUUGAUCAAUUAUCUUCGUUGACUUUCUCCCUAAAGUCUCUUCUUUCUUAUCAUGAACAUAAUUCCCUAAAGAUUAUGAUGUUCUUGUUGUGUUUGCAGCUGUUGUUCUUCCCCAAGAACGUAGUAUCAGACCCAAAUGGUGGACAGUUCAACUUCAACGGCUUCCUAUACGCUGCAGGAUCAGCCCAUCUAAAAAGCAAUGGCCUCUUCAGGCUUACCAACACUACCGCACAAACAGCUGGUCAAGUCUUCUACAACUACCCACUGAGGUUCAAGGAUUCUCCAAACGGUACCGUCUUCUCCUUCUCCACCACUUUCAUCUUUGCCAUAGCUUCACAUUAUGGAGCUGACAAUGGCCAUGGACUAGCCUUUGUCCUUUCUCCCAUUAGAGGUUUAUCAAACGUUGAUCCCACACAGUAUCUAGGACUCUUCAACUCAACCAACAUGGGAGAUCCAUCAAAUCACAUAGUAGCUGUUGAGCUUGACACGGUCCAAACCGCUGAGUUUAAUGACAUUGAUUCUAACCAUGUUGGUAUUGACAUAAACAGCGUGAUCUCAGAGGUAGCUUCUUCAGCAGGCUAUUUCAAUGAUGAUGGUACGUUCGUGAAUCUCUUCCUCUCCAGUGGAGACCCUAUGCAGGUUUGGAUUGAGUAUGACAGCAAACAGAAGCAGCUUAACGUCACACUUCAUCCUCUUGAUGUCUCUAAGCCAAAGCUCCCACUCCUUUCUCUGGAGAAAGAUCUUUCUCCUUAUUUACUUGAGUGUAUGUACGUUGGAUUCUCUUCAUCCACUGGUAUAAGAACUGCUUCUCAUUAUAUAUUGGGGUGGACAUUCAAGAUGAAUGGAACAGCUCCAGAUAUAGACACCACUCACCUUCCAGAGGUUCCUCGUUUUGAUCAGCCAAGGGACCAGAGUGUAAAGGGGGUUAUGGCUAUUACUUUGAGCUUAUCAGGCAUCACUAUGCUCAUAGUCUUGGUUCUUGGCUUAUGGCUUUUCUUGAAGAGGAAGAAGCUAUUAGAAGUUAUUGAGGACUGGGAAGUACAGUUUGGUCCUCAUAGGUUUGCUUAUAAAGAUCUACACACUGCCACAAAGGGUUUUAAGGACACUGAGCUUCUCGGUAAAGGCGGGUUUGGGAAAGUCUUCAAGGGCACAUUACCAGUUUCCAACAUAGAGAUUGCAGUGAAGAUGGUUUCUCAUGAUUCAAGACAGGGAAUGAGAGAGUUCAUUGCUGAGAUUGCAACCAUUGGCCGGCUAAGACACUCUAACUUAGUUAGGCUUCUUGGAUACUGUAGACGCAAAGGUGAACUCUACUUGGUGUAUGAUUGUAUGCCCAAAGGAAGCCUUGAUAAGUUUUUAUACCACCAGCAGAAUGGGAAUCUUGAUUGGUCAGAGAGGUUCAAGAUCAUUAAAGAUGUAGCUUCUGGACUAUGCUAUUUGCAUCAACAAUGGAUGCAGGUGAUUAUCCACAGGGAUAUUAAACCAGCCAACAUCCUUCUUGAUGGGAAUAUGAAUGCAAAACUUGGUGACUUUGGUCUAGCUAAGCUUUGUGAUCAUGGGAUUGAUCCGCAGACAUCUUAUGUGGCAGGUACGUUAGGGUAUAUCUCACCUGAGCUUUCAAGAACUGGAAAGGCAAGUACAAGCUCAGAUGUAUUCGCAUUUGGAGUGGUGAUGCUAGAGAUUGCCUGCGGACGAAAACCGGUGUUGCCACGAGCAUCGGAAAGCGAGAUGGUGCUGACUGAUUGGGUGCUAGAGUGUUGGGAGAAUGGAGAUAUAAUGCAGGUUGUUGAUCAAAGGAUUGGGCAGGAGUACAUUGAGGAGCAAGUGGUACUUGUUCUCAAACUAGGCUUGCUAUGUUCACAUCCAGUAGCAGCCAUCAGACCGAACAUGUCCAGCGUCAUUCAGUUCCUGGACAGUGUAGCUCAACUUCCUCAUAACUUGCUUGAACUUAUGUCAGCUCAAGAAAUCAAUAGAGGUGCUCAAGUCUCAGGUGAAGCAGCUGAUUCUCCUGAGUCUAGUUCGGUCGCUUCCUUGACCUUCACUGAAUCCUUUGUCUCCCAUGGACGGUAAAAGAUACAAACAAGAAAUUGUGCUGUCCUUUAUUGAACGGGGGCACGUGCCCCCGACUACUUUAUAAAAUUUAUUCAACAAUCAAGGGAACAAUUCGCUUUUGUAGACUAGUUGGUAAAGAAGCCCCACCAAUGACCUAUUCUUCCAAGGUUCGAUACCACUCAUCUUAUUAAUUAUUUUUUUGUUUUCUCCACUUUGUUGUACAGUUAAUUUGCUGUUUGACACGUUUACAGUCUACUUUUACUGUAUCUUUCUUUACAAGUUAUAACUUAUAUGCAGCAUUUUUCCUUCUUCUUCCUUUUGUUUAUUUGUUUUCCAUAGUUUGUAUAUUAUAUUAUAUUCAUCUUUAGAUUUCAAGUUUGGCGGCACAUUUUAAGUAUUUAUAAUAACAAACAUUCACAACUGCUAGUAAAUAAAUAAAACCAAUUAAUAUUAAAUAAUAAAUUUUCUAUUCAUUUUUUAUUUCAUAUUUUAGAGUUUAUUUUAUAUAAAUAUGAUGAUAAAACAGUUUAUUUACAAUUUUGACAUAUUGUUAUAUAUAUAUAAACUUCAAGAUUAAUUUUCUAUACAUUUUCAAAUUAUUUUUGUGUAACAGAAUUAUUGUGAUUAAUAACAUUUGUGAAGAAGUGUAAGAAUUCUUAAAGUUAUUUUAUAAAAAAGUUCAUGUGUUCAAAAAGUUAGUGUAAAUUACUUUCACAGAUUAUAGUUAGCUUACAAUAUUUUUAACAUAUGAUUAUUUAAUUAUACUAUAUAUAAAAAUAAUUUAAAAUAUAUUUAUUAAUGAGUAAAAGACUAGGAUAUCACUAAACCAAAUUUUUGUUCCCAAAGUAGCACUCAAGGUUCAAAGUCACAAAAAUAGGUUUCAUUAAAGAGGUAAAUAUACACUUAUACCCCUUGGGUUAAUUAAUCCAAACCUUAGGAUUUAGAGUUAAAGGGUGGGGUUUUGGAAUUAAGGUUUAAAAUUUUAUAAAAAAUAAAAAAUAA
Molecule: messenger RNA, 3589 nt
Organism: Brassica napus (rape)
Lineage: Eukaryota; Viridiplantae; Streptophyta; Magnoliopsida; Brassicales; Brassicaceae
Product: putative L-type lectin-domain containing receptor kinase V.1
Exons: 2
Coding region: 614-2605 (663 amino acids)
Biological process (GO): protein phosphorylation
Cellular component (GO): plasma membrane
Molecular function (GO): carbohydrate binding; protein kinase activity; ATP binding
Source: RefSeq, a predicted model, not a curated record